AUGGCUGUCAAUUUGUUCGAGUCCGGUGUGCAAACUGCAUCACCUGUGUCCGUAAGCCUUCGCGACUUGCAGUCAGGCUCCGUACCCUUUGACGCUCUCGAAGAAGCCUUUGGUCCAGACUCUCUGGGAAUCAUCGUCGUCCGUGACCUACCAUCUGACUUUGUCACCAUGAGAAAGGCCCUGUUGUCGUACUCGUCUUAUCUGGCCAACCUCCCUCAAGCUGAACUAGAAAAACUCGAGAACCCCGAAAGCAGUUACCUCGUAGGUUGGAGUUGUGGAAAAGAAACCCUCAAGGAUGGUCGUUAUGAUACCCUCAAGGGUUCCUACUAUGCCAACCCCGUACAGAACCCUGCUCUGCACAAGAUGGCCAUCGAGAAAUUUCCCAACCUCCCAGAGUAUAAUGCUGCAAACAUCUGGCCGAGCAACGACCUUCUCCCUGAAUUUGAGCUCACUUUCCAGAACCUGUGCACCUUCAUCGUCGACACUGCAGCACUCGUAGCCCGGGCUUGCGAUCGUUACGCGCUCAAGAAUAUUCCUCAGUACCAGGAGGGUUAUCUGGAGCAUGUAGUCAAGACCAGCAUCUCGACAAAAGCACGUCUACUCCACUACUUCCCCUCACCAGCCACAAACGACAACGCAGCAGAAAGCUCCUCCGACGACUGGUGCGCAACACAUCUGGACCACGGCUGUUUGACAGGCCUGACGUCCGCCAUGUUCAUCGAUGAAGCAGCCAACCCCCCUCACAUCAGCUCUACAGAAGUCUCACCUUUGCCCGAGUUGUCCUCACCACCGGACCCGGCCGCCGGCCUGUACAUUCACUCUCGUUCAGGCAAGGUGACCAAGGUCAACAUCCCGAAGGACUGUCUUGCUUUUCAAACUGGUGAAGCUCUGGAGGUCAUUACCAAGGGCAAGUUCAGAGCAGUACCGCACUUUGUCAAGGGUGCUGCACCAGGCAAAGGCGGACAGGUUGCCAGAAACACCCUGGCUGUAUUCACGCAGCCCAACCUCUGGGAGUUGGUUGAUGAGAAGCGUGAUUUCGCUACUUUCGCCAAGGAGAUCGUUGAGCGUAACCACUGA
This is a messenger RNA of Aureobasidium pullulans EXF-150, 1077 nucleotides long. RefSeq names its product Clavaminate synthase-like protein. Bases 1 to 1077 code for a protein of 358 amino acids. The record is from RefSeq and is a predicted model, not a curated record. Lineage: Eukaryota; Fungi; Ascomycota; Dothideomycetes; Dothideales; Saccotheciaceae. The transcript has 3 exons.